UUUUUUUAUUUAUGUGCGCUACUAUUACGCAUGUUCACACAUUAGUAGGAGGUUACGAACUAUCGGUUCAUAGUAAAACAAGAUAUUAAGUCACUGUAGAUAUAUUCAAUGUAGAGAAACACUACAUGUGUUUGACCAAAUAACUAUGAAACUAUUAUUAACGCUGAUGCCACGGAAAAAGUCUGCUACUGUUAAAUAAUGGUUAUAUUGAAAACGGCGAAUCGCUCUAGAAAAAAACGAUAAUUGUGAGCUGAUAUCAAAUACAACAGACGUAUCAGCUAAUCAGAUAUAUAAAUACAUACCAUUUGUUAUAAUAAAAUUUCCAUGGAUCAGUACUAUGUUGGGAAAACUAUCAAUAAUUAUUCUCUUGCUUUGCUUAUGUAUUCUGGUGAAAGGUCGCUUGUACCUCUUCCAGAAGGACUGGGGUCGCCACGAUGUCAAGUACGGCCAUUUCUCCGAGAAGGAGCGUCUAAACAUGCUUCAAAAGGUCCGGGAGAUGUUCAACUUCGGUUAUGACAACUACAUGAAAUAUGCAUUUCCUAAAGACGAACUAAAUCCUCACAGCUGUCAUGGUCGUGGCCCUGAUUAUGACAACCCUUCCAAUAUCAAUAUAAAUGAUGUCUUAGGAGAUUAUGCAUUGACCCUUGUUGAUGCUUUGGACACACUUGCAAUUAUGGGGAAUAGUAGUGAAUUCCAACGUGCAGUAAAAUUGGUUGUAGAGCGUGUAUCAUUUGACAAGAAUAACACUGUCCAAGUGUUUGAGGCAACCAUCAGAGUUCUUGGAGCCCUUCUCUCUGCUCAUUUGAUCAUUACUGAUCCCCACCAACCAUUUGGAAAUAUGAAUUUGUUUGAGUACAAUGAUGAGCUCCUUCAUCUUUCUCAUGAUCUUGCCUCUCGUCUCCUGCCUGCUUUUCAGGCUACUUCAACUGGUAUUCCUUAUCCAAGAAUAAACUUAAAGAAAGGUGUUCCUCCUAAUUGUUUGAAUGAAACAUGUACCUCAGGUGCAGGCACACUCCUGCUUGAAUUUGGUGUACUCUCACGUCUGUUAGGUGAUCCUGUUUAUGAGUCUGUAGCUCGACGAGCUGUUGAAUCUCUAUGGAAAUACAAGUCUAAUGUCACUGGAUUAUUAGGUAAUGUAAUUAAUAUACAAACUGGAGAAUGGGUUGGCAUCAUGAGUGGACUUGGAGCUGGUCUUGAUUCCUUUUAUGAAUACUUGCUCAAGUCUUUCAUUAUGUUUGGUGAUAAUGAAGAUCUGAAAAAAUUUAAUGAAUCCUAUGAAACAAUAAAAUUCCACAUGCGAAGAGGGAGGGUGCACUGUAAUAAAGGAUUGGGCCAUCCCCCUUUGUAUGUGAAUGUCAACAUGAAAACAGGAGACACUGUUAACAAUUGGGUCGACUCAUUGCAAGCAGCUUGGUCUGCUCUUCAGGUGCUUAAUGGAGAUGUUGAAGAGGCAAUCUGUACUCAUGCCUUCUUUCAUACAAUAUGGAAGAAAUAUGGUGUUCUUCCUGAACGUUUCAACUGGCAGUUUAAAGCAACUGAUCUUCAGUUUUAUCCUCUUCGUCCGGAACUGGUUGAGUCAACGUACUUUCUUUAUCAAGCUACAAGAAACCCCUUCUACCUCCAUGUUGGCAAAGAAAUUAUCCACAGUCUCAACACGCACACAAGAACCAAAUGUGGUUAUGCAACCAUCCACAAUGUUCAUCGAAUGGAUCAGGAAGACCGAAUGGAAAGUUUUUUUCUUAGUGAAACUUGUAAAUAUUUAUAUCUGUUAUUUGAUAAAGACAACCAUCUCAAUAAAGAAGCCAUCAACUAUAUAUUCAGUACAGAAGGCCAUGUUUUCCCUAUCAACAGUAGAUUCAGGACUAAAAAAUACAAAGAUUACCCACAACAUACACGUUUAAAACCUUCAGUUUCAGUUGUAGAUCCAGUCCCUAAAAAUCACUCUCAGUGUAACAACAUUCCUGUUGAAUUAAGGUAUUUCCUUCCCGUGAAGAGUGUCUAUUUGGAACAGAUUGAACAAGCUGUUGGAUUACAGGACUCUUUGUGAAGAUGUCUCCAUCACCCCCUCCCCCCUGUUCUAUCUCCCUCUCUUUCUCUCUUUUAAACUGUCUUUCUAAAUGUCUGUCUAUCUCUAACAACAACUGCUUUAGCUCUUAUUGUCUGCAAAAUGUUCAUCACAGAAUGAAAUUAAAGAUCUCACCUAACAUCUAUCAGUUCAUUGUUAAAGUAUUCAGUGUAACCAUGUUUCAACUGCUGAAAAGAACUCCUUCAUCAUAGUUACCAUUUCAUCACACUUGUUUCCACUUCAUUCUCUAUUACUUUGAGAUAAUUUACCUGCAUAUUUGCUAAUUGCAGGUAUCUUAAAAUGCCAUUAUCUAAAGCUGCUAAUAUCUUUACAACAUACCUAUUCUACUGUACACUGGGUUAAUUGAAAAUUGUUUUAAGUAAAACAGUUUCAUACAAUUUAAACUUUAUACUCCUUUGCAUAAUAGUAUCAUAAAUUGAUUUCUUCAUAGACUGAAUCUUCUCUCCAUUUUAACUCUAAGAUUACAUAAUUUUACUGUAGAUUUUAAAAUACUUGCCAAUUUAAUCUUUACCCCCAAAAUGUAUAGAAACAAUUAAUCAAGUGGAAGCUGAUGUUUACAAGUCAGUAUUUACUAACUUGGAGACAUCUAAUGAAGCUAGCAAGUUUUAUUUAUGAAAUGCAAACAAAAGUCUAUUUUUGCAUCUUUGUAGAGUCUAUUUGUGGCAUCUAAAAUAUGUUUAUUUUAAUUUUUUUUUUUUUUUCUAU
Messenger RNA from Octopus sinensis (East Asian common octopus), 2791 nucleotides. RefSeq names its product ER degradation-enhancing alpha-mannosidase-like protein 1. Gene Ontology annotation, biological process: carbohydrate metabolic process; endoplasmic reticulum mannose trimming; mannose trimming involved in glycoprotein ERAD pathway. The coding region runs from base 338 to 2047 and encodes 569 amino acids. Gene Ontology annotation, cellular component: endoplasmic reticulum; membrane. The transcript is spliced from 12 exons. Gene Ontology annotation, molecular function: mannosyl-oligosaccharide 1,2-alpha-mannosidase activity; calcium ion binding. NCBI's taxonomy places the organism in Eukaryota, Metazoa, Mollusca, Cephalopoda, Octopoda, Octopodidae. The record is from RefSeq and is a predicted model, not a curated record.